GCAAUACCGGAAGUGACGUUGACGUAGUUCCUCUAUCUUGGCUUCGGGUUAACGCCACCUGAAACAGCCCGAGCCACAAGAAUAAAAACAUCAACCCCUCGACGUCUGCGCUUACUUUUUCACCAGCGACACAUUCAUCGAAACGUUGAACACUCGCAACACAGCAUGCCUCAGAACGAGCACAUUGAGCUGCACCGCAAGCGGCAUGGCUACCGCCUAAACCACCACGAGAAGAAGAGGAAGAAGGAGAGCCGCGAAGCCCACGAGCGGUCACAUAAAGCCAGGAAGAUGAUCGGCCUCAAGGCCAAACUGUACCACAAGCAGAGGCACGCCGAGAAGAUCCAGAUGAAGAAGACCAUCAAAAUGCACGAGCAGAGGAAGACUAAGCAGAAGAACGACGACAAGACACCACAGGGCGCCGUUCCAGCCUACCUGCUGGACCGAGAGGGUCAGUCCAGAGCCAAAGUCCUCUCUAACAUGAUCAAGCAGAAGAGAAAAGAGAAGGCGGGCAAAUGGGAAGUACCGCUGCCAAAGGUGCGAGCACAAGGAGAGACGGAAGUGCUCAAAGUCAUCCGCACGGGAAAGAGACAGAAGAAAGCGUGGAAGAGAAUGGUGACCAAAGUCUGCUUUGUGGGCGACGGCUUCACCCGGAAACCUCCCAAAUAUGAGCGCUUCAUCCGACCCAUGGGCCUGCGCUUCAAGAAGGCUCACGUCACGCACCCCGAGCUGAAGGCCACCUUCUGCCUGCCCAUCCUGGGAGUGAAAAAGAACCCCUCCUCCCCCCUAUACACCUCGCUGGGGGUCAUCACCAAGGGGACGGUCAUCGAGGUCAACGUCAGUGAGCUGGGCUUGGUCACGCAAGGAGGAAAAGUGGUGUGGGGUAAAUACGCCCAGGUGACGAACAACCCUGAGAACGACGGCUGCAUUAAUGCAGUUCUGCUUGUUUAAGACUCUUUAAAAAAAAAAAAAAAAAAAAAAAAUUAAACAAAAAAAACCUGUGCCUGCUGAAGCAGCGAGACAUGAGGACUUCUGGCAACGAUGGACACUGAGAGGAAGCCUUUUGAUGUGAAUAAAGUUGAUGUUGAAGUAAACACGUGAGUACCUUGUUAAAAGGAAGAAAAGCUCAUGUUUUUAUUUUCACUAUGCUCACCAGUUCACCUUCUGGAGCAAGUGAAACAAAAAGAUGUGAUGUCCGUGUACACUUUAGAACUUGGGGGGCCUGAAGAUGAUGAUGAAACAACAGACGUUUUGGAAAGCAGCAAAGCUUUCAUCUCCUGUUAAUUAAUUCACUAAUUGGCAGUAUUGGGACUUUAUGAAGCUCCAAAGUGGUCCGGAUACAUCAACAAUCACUGAUUAGUUGCUGCUUAAAUGUGAGCAGCUAUCAACAGUGGACGUAUAAAUAAAAGAAUGAAGCCGUGUGUAUCUGGAAAAAGGACUAAAAGUAUACAUCUUAAAACACUUUUUUAAAAUAGAAAAAAACUUCAAUAUUCUUGGAGGACAUCGAUGUCUGUCGGUCAACGUUGGCGACACUGCUGACGUCGUGAGUUCAGACAGCUCCCGCUUGCUUGACUUGAUUUGGCAGUCGUUGGCGAAUGCUCCUUCCCUUCCUUGCUUCCUUAGUACGCAGUGUCCGCUAUGUAUAGAAGUCCAGCUUGCUCUCUAUGGUCUUGCAGCCCUUCACAGAGAAGACGCGCUCAGAUUUGGGGAAGUAGACCAAAUCCCUCGCCACUUUGUCGGCCACAGCGGGGUCGGGCUUGAGGCCUCGCGCCUCCAUAGCGGCCUUGGCGCACUGCAGCACGUGCCGGUACUCCAGUGGCAGGAAGGGCACAAAGAAGUCCACCAGGUUCUUGUCGAUGAGGCUCGUGUGCCACAGACCGCCUGAGGGACAGACAGAGAGAGCGACGUCUCCAGGUCUUUCAGCUCCAUCUCGUCUCGAUCCCGACCUGCGUUCCAGAAAUCUAAAGCAGUCUGUAUGAUGCUCUCGCCUCCAGCGUUGCUAUGGCGACAGUCAAAAACAGGUGCUCGCUUUAAAUGGUGCAGAUCUUAGCAUCAUUUACAGACUCCGUUUUGGAUAUAAAAAUAUAGUUAGAAUUCUCAGUAAAUUUUAAAAUAAAAAUGAACUCGAGUUUAAUUUUGUAAAAUUCCUACACUGUUAAUUUUUGACUAUUCUGGCAUUUUUCAAUAUUUUCUAUGAUUUCUUUAAGUAUGUAUUAGCAACGUAUGGGGGGGGGGGGAGCAGUUGCAAUCAUGAGAAUAAAGUCAAAAUAUUAACAGAAAAAAAAUUGUAUUCUAACAAGAGAAAAGUUGCAGUUUUAUGAGAAUAAAAUUGUACUAUGAGGGGAAAAAAUAUAUAUAUAUAUACAUUUUUUAAGACUUUAAAAGUUGUAACAUGAGAAACAAACCAAACGAAUAAAGUUGUAAUUUUUGGAAAAUUAGGUUGGGGGAAGGUUAUUUAACAAGAAUGAAGUCAAAAUAUUAUGGGUCAGAAUUGACAUGACAUACGGUAGUUAUUAGUUUCUACUGAGUCGUUAAUGGACAUUCAGAGGAAAGUUUACAUUUUAAUUUAAAAAAAACGGCAUAAAUGGAAAAAACAAAUGUUUUGAGAAUAAACUCAAACUAUGAAGAGAAAAGUUGUUCUAAUGUGAAUUUCUUGCAAUUUUAUGAGAAUAAAUUUGUACUCUUAUGAGGAAAAGUGUCAAUUUAGUAUCAGAGUUGAAAUAUAAGAAACAAAAAGGUUAUAACGGAAAUAAAGUCACAAUAUUACGAAAAGAACAUGCACAAAUACUAACAACUAACUAAGAAGUCAGUUGAAAUAUUUGGAUACUAUUGAUAUUUUUUUUUUCACCUCUGUGACAAAGCUGAGUUUAAAAAUAUAUAUAUAUAUCCCUAAGGUGUUAGCAUAUCUGCAUGUGUUGCUUUACAAAAUAUCAACAUGGCAAAGGUGCAUCAAGGUGCAAAACGGCCUCACCUGAGGAAGAUGAAGAUGGCUUUGCGGUAGGAGACGCCGUCCACCUUGUCAUAGUAGUCCAGGUACGGCUUGAUGCUGUCAAUCAGCCCUGGGUGCAUCUUAUCCAUCUCGUCAAAGAUGAACAUGGACUGAGCACAGCUGCUGACGUUGCCUUUAAUCCACUGCUGCAGCUGAGUCUGACAGAAGAAGCGCAGCAUGAGAACCAUCACAAGCGUUAGGAACCGUACGACGUCUUACCUUGUAGGUGUCCAUCUGAGAGGCGUGGGGAAAGUGUAGCUCGGACGUGAAGACGUGCACAAACUUGCUGUCCAUUCCCUCCUUGUAGAUGCUCUCGGCGAUGAGCGAGCUGACAUAGUUCUUGCCCGUGCCGGUCCAGCCGUGCAGGGAGAGCACCAACGGCUUCUUGGGGUUGUCGUUGCUCAUGAAGCCGCUCACCGCCUUCAGGAUGAUGUGUGACGCGAUGUGCUGCCCGAACAGUUUAGUCUGCAGGCUGGCCUCCAGACCUGCAAGACAUUGGGAAUAUUAGUUGUAAUUCAACAGUCAACAAUGCGUACAAAUAUGACGAUAGUCAUCUAAGCUGGCUGGGAAUUUCACUACAAGCUUUUCUUGGAGAAUAAAUUAGCAUUUUGC
Molecule: messenger RNA, 3598 nt
Organism: Dunckerocampus dactyliophorus (ringed pipefish)
Lineage: Eukaryota; Metazoa; Chordata; Actinopteri; Syngnathiformes; Syngnathidae
Gene: nsa2
Product: NSA2 ribosome biogenesis homolog (S. cerevisiae)
Exons: 7
Coding region: 166-948 (260 amino acids)
Biological process (GO): maturation of 5.8S rRNA; maturation of LSU-rRNA
Cellular component (GO): preribosome, large subunit precursor; nucleolus
Source: RefSeq, a predicted model, not a curated record